UACAUAUGAUUUGCAUUUCUCCAAAUUAAUUAUAAAAUCAGAUAAACAACGUUGUUUGUGCGAACUUAUAAAAGACAAAAUCGCCUCUUAUUCAGCAUAUUUCAGUCAAGUUUCAGUGAGUGAAAAUGACUUCAUACACAGACAAAGGCCCUAAGCCAACCAAUGGCAAAUUUUUAUGUUUCGACCAUUUAACAUUUUACGUCGGAAAUGCCAAACAAGCCGCCAGUUACUACAUCACAAGAUUGGGCUUCGAGCCUUUGGCUUACAAAGGCCUGGAGAGUGGAAGUCGCAAAUAUGCCGCCCACGUCGUCCGCCAGAACAAAGUCAUUUUCGUCUUCAUGUCCCCUUACGAACCGGGGGAUCACGAGGUGGGCCCCCAUUUAGUCAAACACGGGGACGGCGUGAAGGACAUCGCGAUGGCUGUGGAAGAUUUGGAAGGAAUCGUUACGAGAGCCAAACAAAAAGGUGCCAAAAUACUGAAAGAUAUUUGGGAGGAGAGCGAUUUCCACGGGAUUGUUCGUUUCGCCAAAAUUCAAACGUACGGGGACACGACGCACACUUUCAUCGACCGCAGUCUCUACCGGGGCCCCUUUUUGCCCGGCUACAUCAUGUGCCAGGAGGACAAGUUGGCAAAAAACUUGCCCGCUGGUAAAUUGGACUUCAUUGACCACAUCGUGGGCAAUCAGCCCGAUGGUGAGAUGGAGUCCAUCGCGAAAUGGUACGAGACGGUCCUGCAAUUCCACCGGUUUUGGUCCGUCGACGACAAGCAAGUCCACACCGAAUAUUCGGCGUUACGGUCCAUUGUGAUGAGCAACUGGGAGGAGAACGUCAAACUGCCCAUCAACGAGCCCGCUCCUGGCAAGAAGAAGAGCCAAAUCGAGGAGUACGUGGAGUACUAUGGGGGCGCCGGGGUGCAGCACAUCGCGCUCAACACCCAAGACAUCAUCACCUCGGUGCAAAAUCUGAUGGGGCGAGGGGUCGAGUUCCUCCAAGUCCCGGACAGCUACUACGACAUUCUUCGCGACAAGCUGAAGCACAGCAAAGUGAAGAUCGCCGAAGACUUGAACAUUUUGCAAAAACUGAAGAUUUUGAUCGACUACGACGACCAAGGGUAUUUGUUGCAGAUCUUCACCAAGAAUAUGCAAGACCGACCGACGCUCUUCUUGGAAGUGAUCCAAAGAAGGAACCACAAUGGAUUUGGGGCCGGGAAUUUCAAGGCUUUGUUCGAGGCGAUUGAAAUAGAACAAGCGAAGCGAGGAAAUUUGUAAUAGUAUAAUAUAAUGUUUAAUAAAUUUUAUUUCUUAUUGAAAA
Tribolium madens (black flour beetle) is the source of this 1311-nucleotide messenger RNA. RefSeq names its product 4-hydroxyphenylpyruvate dioxygenase. Lineage: Eukaryota; Metazoa; Arthropoda; Insecta; Coleoptera; Tenebrionidae. The transcript has 8 exons. The record is from RefSeq and is a predicted model, not a curated record. Gene Ontology annotation, cellular component: Golgi membrane; endoplasmic reticulum membrane. The coding region runs from base 126 to 1268 and encodes 380 amino acids. Gene Ontology annotation, molecular function: 4-hydroxyphenylpyruvate dioxygenase activity. Gene Ontology annotation, biological process: L-tyrosine catabolic process.